AUGGGAGCCUUGAGGUGGCUCUUCUGGGCUGGGCUGGGCUACCUGAGCUGCUGCUGUCCCCCACAGGCACAGGCACAGUUUCCCCGUGUCUGCAUGACGGUGGAAGCCCUUCGCCUGAAACGCUGCUGCCCAGCCUUGGGGACAGAGCCAGGCAAUAUCUGCGGGUCCCUGCAGGGCAGGGGACAGUGUGAGGGGGUGCAGGCAGACACUCAGCCUUGGAGUGGCCCCUACACUCUCCAAAAUGUGGAUGACCGGGAACGGUGGCCCCACAAGUUCUUCAACCACAGCUGUCGGUGCACAGGAAACUUUGGUGGCUACAACUGUGGUGAAUGUAAGUUUGGCUGGACCGGCCCCGAAUGCAACAGGAAGAAGCCAGCAGUUGUCAGGAAGGACAUCCACUCCCUGACAGCAGAUGAGAGAGAGCAGUUCUUUGAUGCUCUAGACCGUGCCAAGACAACCGUUCACCCGGACUAUGUCAUUGCAACUCAGCACUGGAGAAGUCUGCUUGGUCCAAGCGGAGAGGAACCGCAGAUUGCCAACUGCAGUAUUUAUAACUACUUUGUCUGGCUUCAUUACUACUCAGUCAGAGACACACUCUUGGGUCCUGGCCGCCCCUUCAAAGGUAUUGAUUUCUCCCACCAAGGACCUGCCUUUGUUACUUGGCACAGGUACCAUUUGCUGUGGCUGGAGAGGGAACUGCAGCACCUGAUGGGCAACGAGUCCUUUGCACUGCCGUACUGGAACUUCGCUACGGGCAGGAAUGAGUGUGACAUCUGUACGGACCAGCUCUUUGGAGCACCACGGCCUGAUGACCCAGGCUUGAUCAACCUGAGCUCCAGGUUCUCCCGGUGGCAAGUAGUUUGCAACAGUUUGGAUGACUACAACCGCCUGGUCACGUUGUGCAAUGGGACUGGUGAGGGGCCGCUGCGGCGGAGGCCACCCCAGGGCUCCAGUGAGCAGCUGCCAACCAUGGAAGAUGUCAGGAGGUGCCUUUCCCUGCAGGAGUUCGACAGACCCCCCUUUUUCCGCAAUUCCAGUUUCAGUUUCAGGAAUGCGCUGGAGGGUUUUGAUAAACCAGAUGGAGCCCUUGACUCGCCGAUGCUGAGCCUUCAUAAUUUGGUUCACUCUUUCCUGAAUGGAACCAGUGCUCUCCCUCACGCAGCUGCCAAUGAUCCCAUCUUUGUGGUUCUUCACUCCUUUACUGAUGCCAUCUUUGAUGAGUGGAUGAAGCGUUUCAAACCCCCUGACAACGCUUGGCCUGAGGAGCUGGCCCCCAUCGGGCACAACCGGCUCUAUAACAUGGUCCCUUUCUUCCCUCCGGUCACCAACGAUGAGCUCUUCCAAACUGCAGAGCAGCUGGGCUACACCUAUGCCAUCGACCUGCCAGGCUCCCUUGAAGAAACCCAAGCAUGGUCUGUCAUGGUUGGAUCUACAAUUGGAGGAGCACUUAUAGCUCUGGCUGUGCUUGUUCUGCUGCUUGUACUUUUCCAGCACCGAAGGCACAGAAGAGGUUUUGAACCACUGAUGAAUGUGAGCUUCAGCCCCAAAAAGUACAUGGGAGAGGCCUAG
Molecule: messenger RNA, 1569 nt
Organism: Cinclus cinclus
Lineage: Eukaryota; Metazoa; Chordata; Aves; Passeriformes; Cinclidae
Gene: DCT
Product: dopachrome tautomerase
Exons: 8
Coding region: 1-1569 (522 amino acids)
Biological process (GO): positive regulation of neuroblast proliferation; ventricular zone neuroblast division; melanin biosynthetic process from tyrosine
Cellular component (GO): melanosome
Molecular function (GO): oxidoreductase activity; dopachrome isomerase activity
Source: RefSeq, a predicted model, not a curated record